UCUGCGCUAAGGGCAUGUUUGUCCCUGGUCACUCCAGGUAGUGGUUGCUAUUUGGUCCCAGCAAUGAGCUGUACCCAGUUAAUGGGGUCUUGCUUCCCGUGGCGGCUGGGCAUGGGCGCCCCGCGGCACCUCUCAGCUUAUGGAAGAAGAAUCAGUGUCAGAUUUUGCAGCUCAGGAAUGACUUUAGACAAGACCAGUCGGGCAGCUGUAGAUCGAAUCAUACGGGUGGAUCAUGCAGGUGAAUAUGGAGCAAACCGCAUCUAUGCAGGACAGAUGGCCGUCCUGCGUCGCACAAGUGUCGGGCCAGUCAUCCAGAAAAUGUGGGAUCAAGAAAAGGACCACUUGAAAAAGUUCAAUGAAUUGAUGGUUGCGUACAGGGUCCGGCCGACGAUUCUGAUGCCCUUUUGGAAUGUGGUGGGGUUUGCACUGGGCGCGGGAACCGCCCUGCUUGGGAAGGAGGGAGCCAUGGCCUGCACGGUGGCUGUGGAAGAGUCCAUAGCACAUCACUACAACAACCAGAUCAGGGCACUGAUGGAGGAGGAUCCUGAAAAGUACAAUGAGCUACUGCAGGUGAUAAAGAAAUUUAGAGAUGAAGAGCUUGAGCAUCAUGACCUAGGCCUUGAACACGAUGCAGAGCUGGCUCCAGCUUAUGCUGUUUUGAAGAGGGUUAUCCAAGCUGGAUGCAGCGUCGCAAUAUAUUUAUCAGAAAGAAUUUAAGGAGACAUGUGAUUUUAAAAUUGGACACCAUCCAAAGAUGAUGCCAGCAUGACAAAGGAUAUUAUUCCUGCAAGCAGUGUAGUUCCAAAGAUGUGAUCUGAGCUGUCGUUCUUUGCAUAUGUGACUCCCUCUCAAAGUGUGGUCCGUGGACCAACAGAAGUGGUGUCGAUAGUGAGCGUGUUGGAAGUGUGAAACUUUGGGCUCCUCCCCAGACCUACUAAAUCAGAAUAUGCAUUUUAACAAGAUAUGGUGGUUUUAAAGUAUGUCCACAAAUUCCUCAAUACUCCUCUCUUCAGUGGAAUCCACUUCUCCUUGCCCUGAGUGUGGGCUGUCCUUAGUGACUUGUUGCAAAUAUAAUGGAAAUUAUGGAGUAUACUUCAAGGCUGGUGGGUCGUCAAAACAUUUCAGCUUCCAC
Messenger RNA from Artibeus jamaicensis (Jamaican fruit-eating bat), 1132 nucleotides. RefSeq names its product coenzyme Q7, hydroxylase (gene COQ7). The record is from RefSeq and is a predicted model, not a curated record. NCBI's taxonomy places the organism in Eukaryota, Metazoa, Chordata, Mammalia, Chiroptera, Phyllostomidae. Gene Ontology annotation, biological process: ubiquinone biosynthetic process; regulation of gene expression; determination of adult lifespan. Gene Ontology annotation, cellular component: nucleus; mitochondrial inner membrane. Gene Ontology annotation, molecular function: 3-demethoxyubiquinol 3-hydroxylase activity. The transcript is spliced from 7 exons. The coding region runs from base 64 to 717 and encodes 217 amino acids.